This is a messenger RNA of Helianthus annuus (common sunflower), 2082 nucleotides long. RefSeq names its product chitin-inducible gibberellin-responsive protein 1. NCBI's taxonomy places the organism in Eukaryota, Viridiplantae, Streptophyta, Magnoliopsida, Asterales, Asteraceae. The record is from RefSeq and is a predicted model, not a curated record. Gene Ontology annotation, biological process: regulation of DNA-templated transcription. Gene Ontology annotation, cellular component: nucleus. Gene Ontology annotation, molecular function: DNA-binding transcription factor activity; sequence-specific DNA binding. Bases 311 to 1873 code for a protein of 520 amino acids. The transcript has 2 exons.
UCACUAUUGCAAUGGUCGGCAGGACGUUGAACCUCCGUUAGUGCUCGUGUCUGCUGCAAAUAACGCCGCGUCUGACGGCGCCGUUAGCUUCCGUCAUCUACCCACCUACGUCUAUAAAUACACCAGUCACUUUUCUUUGUCGAAUCUUCAUCUUCUAAAUCCUGCUCUUAAAUAUAAUAUAAUAUAAACUUUCAGAUAUGGCAGCUGAGAACUAAUCUUUCGUCUUGUUGAAGGCUGGACAGACAUUCGUAGAUCCUGCAGUUGUUCUUUCAAGAAAAUGCUUUACAACAUCUAAUGGUCAUUUGAUAGCAUGGGCUCAGAACAAUUUUAUGGUUACAGAUUGACCAGUCAACGCUCAUCUUACUCCUCUCCUUAUCCACAAGUUUCCGUGGGUCCCUCAACGCCUAUCGAGUCUCGAAAGUUUGAGGCACGAGACUCCCCCAACUGCCCUCUCUCAACCCCGUUCGAAUCAGAUACAUACACAGUAUUGAGCUCAGGUGCUAGUCCUUCUUUUGAAGAUUCUAGCUCUUUUAACCAAGCAGGCAGUAGUCGUUACAUGGAAAACGCUCUUCAGGAUAUCGAAUCAACUCUUAUGGCUCCAGAAAAGGAAGCGUCGAUGCCCAUGAACCCGCCCUCCGCUCAAACCAUGUGGCGACAACAGUGGACCCAUGAACCCAGCGGUCCAAGCAUGGUGCACCCCCAGGCUAUGUAUAGCCCAAGAUACACUUCAUCUGGCAGUAAUCAUAACAAUAAUAGUCUUAAGCAGCUGCUUACUGCAUGUGCAAGUGCUCUCGCUGGAAACAAGAUUAACGAGUUUGAGAUUUUGGUAGAACGUGCACGGGCUGCGGUUUCUAUCACUGGUGACCCAAUCCAGAGGCUAGGCGCGUAUAUGGUGGAAGGGCUGGUGGCUAGAAGGGAGUUAUCUGGGAACAAUAUAUACCGCGCGUUAAGAUGUCGGGAGCCCCAAGGGAAAGAUUUGCUUUCUUACAUGCAUAUUUUAUAUGAAAUUUGCCCGUACUUGAAGUUCGGUUACAUGGCUGCGAAUGGUGCGAUAGCCGAAGCUUGUAAGAAUGAAAACCGAAUCCACAUUAUAGACUUCCAAAUAGCUCAAGGGACCCAAUGGAUGACGCUUUUACAAGCACUUGCUGUUAAACCCGGGGGCCCACCAUAUGUUCGUAUCACGGGGAUCGAUGAUCCGGUUUCAAAAUAUGCCCGUGGAGACGGUUUAGAACUAGUUGGAAAACGGUUAGAAGCCGUUUCACAAAAGUUCAACAUUCCAAUCGAGUUUCACCCGCUUUCGGUUUAUGCCCCGUUUGUGACAACAGAAAUGCUCGAUGUUAGACCCGGGGAAGCCCUGGCGGUUAACUUCCCGCUUCAACUCCACCACAUACCCGAUGAAAGCGUUGACGUGAAUAACCCACGAGACGAAAGGUUACGAAUGGUGAAGUCGCUUUCACCAAAGGUGGUUACAUUGGUCGAACAAGAAUCGAACACAAACACAGCUGCUUUCCUUCCAAGAUUCAUAGAAGCUUUGGAUUAUUACACCGCAAUGUUUGAGUCAAUCGAUACAAUGCUAGCGCGCGAUAAAAAAGAAAGGAUAAACGUGGAACAACAUUGUCUGGCUCGGGAUAUAGUCAACAUCAUAGCCUGCGAGGGAACUGAACGAGUAGAAAGACAUGAGCUUUUCAGAAAAUGGAAGUCUAGGUUAACAAUGGCGGGGUUCACACAGAACCCAUUGAGUCCGUAUGUGAAUUCGGUUAUCCGGGAUUUGCUAAAGUGUUACUCGGAGCACUAUAGUUUGGUGGAGAAAGAUGGAGCUAUGUUGUUGGGAUGGAAAGAUAGGAAUCUGAUAUCAGCAUCUGCUUGGCAUUGAUCUCUUUCAGUUGAGCCAAAUGACCCUAAAAUAAGAUGUGUAAUGAAUAUAGCGGUUGGGGUGGGGUGGGGUGGGGGUUGACUUUAUUUCGUAAUCUUAGUGACAUAUGCAUCUGUUUAUGUGUUGGUAGAGUUAUAUGGAUGUAGAGUUGAAUUGAUGCUUUUGGAGGUUUUCUUUUGGAAUUGAGGUUUGGUGGAUUAAUGGGCCGA